GUCGCCGCCGGCAUCAGCCCCGCAGCGGCGGCGGCGGCCGCCGCCGCCGCCGCCGACGGGCGCAUCAGCCUCGCGGGUCUCGGUUGCGGCCUGAACUCGUACACGUACUACCCGCUACGCGGCAGCAACAUCAUGGCCUUCUAUCCUGGUUCCAUUGUGGUCGCGCAUGUGGGUCGGCUACCGGCCAUGCACUCGCCCAACGACUCGUCCGUGCCCGGCGUCGCAUGUGUGGCGCCAUUGGCGUUACGUCGGCUGACGACGGAGGUACCGCCGCCUGCGGUGCGGCUCGCUCGCGGGCACACGAUGUACAUGCCGGGGCGCUUCCGUGGCAGCGACGAGGGGGAUGCGGCAGCAGCAGCAGCACCGGCAGCAGCUGCUGGUGCUGUUGUUGUUACUGAUGGCGGCAGCAAUGGCGGCAAGGACGACUCUGUGGCUGCGGCGGCGGCGGAUGCUUCAUUGGAGGGUGCUGGCGCGAGAGCGGAUGUGUGUACAGAAGGAGGGCAGCAGCCAAAGGAACAGCAGCAGCAGCAGCAGAAGGAACAACAGCAGCAGCAGCAGAAGGAACAACAGCAGCAGCAGCAGAAGGAACCGCAGCAGCGGUCUGGGCAUGUUAAGCCGGAAGCUGGUGAGAGUGAAGCUGCUAGUCGAGGCAACUGUGUCCGUGUCAAGGAUGAGGCGGAACGAGAAGAGGAGGAGGAGGAGGAGCUUGAUGGCGGGGUUUUCAGUGCCCAUGGCGAGGGCCCGCCGCUGCUGCGACGGCGUUUAGUGUACGGAUUGCUAGCGCCGCCGCCGUCUGCAAACGGCGCUGCUGCUGCUGCCAGAGCUGAUCUCAGCGGCGGCGGCAGCAGCGGCAGCGGUGAGAAGUGCACUCGCGGCGGAGCGUUGAGUACGGCGGGUUGCUCACAGGUCAUUCCUUCGCUCGCCUUUUCCCGCCGGUUGAAUGCGCCUCGGCUGUACUGGGGCCCGCAAUACCAGGCCCAUGUACCGCCGCCGCCGUCGUCCCACGAUGCGACCACCGGUGCCCGUCAUCCCCGGCGUCCUCCCAGCCCCGCCACCCUAGCCCUCAUGGGGCAACAGCUGCAUGCCGCUCAGCCUCUGUCAGCGGCCGCAGCGGCGGUGGCUGAGCGGAAUGAGGCGGAGGAGCUGGCGGCGGUGAAUGCGACAAGGGCCGAGCUGGGGCUGCCGCCGUGGCGGCCGCGGCGGGCCGGGUCGGUGGAGGCGCGGGCGGCUGCUGGGCGACCCAUGAGUCUCUCGCCUGGGCUUGCGGAUGAUGGUGGUGAUGGU
Astrephomene gubernaculifera is the source of this 1284-nucleotide messenger RNA. The record is from the annotation of a GenBank genome assembly. NCBI's taxonomy places the organism in Eukaryota, Viridiplantae, Chlorophyta, Chlorophyceae, Chlamydomonadales, Astrephomenaceae.